AUGCGGACGGGCAUCAAAAAGCACCCAGACUGGUAUCUCCCUCUGACGAGUAAUUCCAGCUUCGAGGACUUCCAGCAGCACCUGCACGCCGUGGACAGGCUCUCUGACGUAUGUCCCAAGCCAUGCGCAGCGGCGCAGUCAGAGGAGCGACCAGCAGAGCGGUUGCCAGGGCCAGAGGAAUGCCGCACUAGUGUCGAGGGCGACGAGUGCUACGAAAAGGUUAAGUGGGCGAUGCGGACUGGCAUCAAAAAGCACCCAGAAUGGUAUCUCCCUCUGACGAGUACUUCCAGCUUCGAGGACUUCCAGCAACACCUGCACGGCGUGGACAAGUUCUCCGAUGUUUGCCCCAAGCCUUGCUCUUGGCGGUCAGCAGACCAGCUCCGGAUAAGUUCUGGAUCCCCGAUGCCUACAGCUCAAUAUAUCGGAACUCCGAUGCCUACAGCGCAGCAUGUUGGAACUCCAAUGCCAACAGAAAUCCAUGAGGAUGACCUACUCAUAUCGGCCUACCCUGGAUACGAGCAAACCGGUCGCAAUUGCCAGUGUGGAGAACCAAUAUUACAGCUGUCAGAAGAGUUCGAGUCUCUCGAGUUGUGUGCCUCGGAGUGUUCAUUGCUCCCCAACUGCAAGGCCUUCGGUCUUCACCCUUGGCAGUCGAUCUGGCGAGGCCAGUGCGAUCUCUACGAUGCACCGUGUGGGGAAACGAACGGGCAUGACUCCAACACCACCUGUACCAACCCAACCCCGCUUGGAGCCAUCAGUGUCAAUUUUAACCGAGUGCCGACGCCCGCGCCCACGCCUGCACCCACACCUGCACCAGACCGUUGCGAUGUUACGGAUGGAUCGUUUCUGAGUUCUUUCUACCCGUGUCAGUGCGGGUCUGAUGUGACGUGUGUCACAAACCAGGUUUGCUCAAAGGACAGGUCAGGCUAUUCGUGCUCUCCUCCGGGCAUUCUCAAGGUAGAAUGGCCGUGUUUGACGACUUCGAUCGGCAGCCCCUACUUUGUGUUUGUUGGGAGCAGCGUAACAGGAGCGCCAGUCUACAGCAACACCGAUGGCAAUUACAUAUACUGGGACGUGUCGUGCGAUGGCAUCGAGCGACCUUUGCUAUAUCAGCAGCCGCGAUGGAUUCUCGACUCAGACUCACCAAAUAUGACAGCGACCAUGGACUUAGAUUCUGAUUCGCAGUGCACUGUGGCGGAUUUUGGGCAUCACGGUAGUUCUGAGUUCAGUGGUGUCCCUCUGGGGAGCACAAUUUGGGCGGUGGCAUGCGACGGUGAAGUUUCCAACAUGACGGUGAACAUCACUUACGAAACAUAUCUUCCCACCCCAUCACCGACGUUGGAACCCGGGGCACCUUGCACUUGUGACCAGGCAUGUAGCUUGUUUCCUUACCUUGACUUAGAUGGUGAUGGUUGCCUAGUUGAGGCAGAAGUGAACAAAGAUGAGAGUCUCAGCGGGCAUUUUGCCGAGAUCGACACGGACGGGGACGGCUGCGUCACCCAGACAGAGUGCGGGGAUUCGCCGUAUUCGAGUGGUAUGCUCAGGUUCCCAAUCCAGGGCCCAGCUGAAUGCAGCUACGGAUACUAUUUCAUGGACGGCACCAGCGUCUGCCAGCAAUGCACCGACGGUGCCACGCGGCGGCGUCGCUCAGAGGCCUGCAGCAACUGCCCCGGGGACAAAGAGGACGUGGGCGACUUCGACAACUGCAUCUCGGGGGUGUGGCUCACUGAACCCCUCGCGGUCGGGUCCCGCGUUGCCUUCGUCAACAAGGACAUAGACGAGAGCGGAGUAUUGUUGCAGAAGGGCGAUGGGAUCACCAUGUCGACGCGAAACCCUGGCCACUUCGAGAGAAUGAUCAUCGUCGACAAGGUUGGUUUCAAUGAUACCCAAAGGCUCUCGUCACACCAUGAGUCCCUGCUCCGUACGAGUGGGCCUUUUUUCGUGCUGGACCACGGGGUGCACGCGCCCUUCGUCAAGUUCGACGCGAUCGUCUCUGCCUGCACAGACGUCAGUGGAAUGUCGCUCAGCGGACAGUACCCAUGCGGAUGCGGCAUCGAAAUCUGCGAUUUCGGGUACAGGUGUGACGAGGAGUGCGGUGGGAACAACACGGUCCUCGAUUCCUACGCGGGCAGCGGCUACGGGAACGGCGGAUGUUGCCUCGGCCCCCCUGUCUCUCCUCUGCCCACCCCGGCCCCGACGGUGUCGGCCAGGGGUGACCCGCACUUGGUCAACCUUCAAGGCGAGCAUUUCGACGUUAACCACGGCGGCGAGUUCACAUUGCUCCGGAUCCCGCAGGCCGCCGACAGGACCGCCGAGGUGCAACUUCGGGCAACGAUCCGACCCGAGUACGGGAAGCCAUGCACCACGUACAUCACCGCGGUUGAGCUCUCGGGCACGUGGAUCGGUGAGGCGGUCGUGCAGGUGCGGUCCUACCUCAGGUCACACACCAAGAAUGGAAGCGACGAUUUCUUGGGGCUCCGGGUGCUGGAGCCAGGCGCGCCAGAAGAUGUUCCGUGGACGAGUCUCGCGGAUUGGACCGAUGGGAACAUCCGUCUCUCCGAGCAGCAGGCAGAGGAAGGCGUCAGGGUGACAAUGUCCAAGUCACAGUGGCGCACCAAAAAGAGCGUGAAGGAAGGAUUGCCGACCGUAGCCGGACAGAUUCAGAUCACAAUGCAAAGCAAGGUGAGUGAAGAUUCCGCGACGAUUGUCGUCCGCCAAGACCUCCCCAUGCAGGAGCACCUGAAUUUGGCUGUACGGCGUUUGAGCGCACUCGGUCGUGCAGACAUUGGCGGACUUCUUGGGUUCGAUGCGCAUGCCGAGUCGCUAGAGGAUGUCACGCCAGAGUGCCAGCGUCACAGGGAUGGAUUGGACACGAACGAAGGUCCGCACUCAACACCACGCUGGAAGAUUCGUUGGCAGAAGAUCAAGGAGCAGCGCGCGAGCAGUCCCGUACCAGGUGGGUCGAUGAACGACAACGAAGCGGCUGCCAACCUGAUAGGAGGCCAUGAUAUGCGAAUGCAAGAGAAGGACAUGAUGUGCGUCUGCCCCAAUGGAGGCUCCAUGCAUCCCACAGGGGACGAUGACGCCGCGAAUCUGAUAGGUGGCAGACGCCAAGGCGUCCUUGCAAAGUUCCAGACUGGUAGGUUUGCGGAGGCAACGUGGGACUGA
Prorocentrum cordatum is the source of this 3168-nucleotide messenger RNA. NCBI's taxonomy places the organism in Eukaryota, Dinophyceae, Prorocentrales, Prorocentraceae. The record is from the annotation of a GenBank genome assembly.